Molecule: messenger RNA, 1398 nt
Organism: Marasmius oreades (fairy-ring Marasmius)
Lineage: Eukaryota; Fungi; Basidiomycota; Agaricomycetes; Agaricales; Marasmiaceae
Exons: 4
Coding region: 853-1398 (181 amino acids)
Source: RefSeq, a predicted model, not a curated record
GAAGCAUUCUUGCUUUUGUUCCAACAUCAAGAAGCGGUUCCACGAAAAAAGCAGUAUGGCAGACUCUCAAGGGCACGGAAGAUGGUACAAUACAUAAGUUGGUGCUGACCAAGAAGUUGUGUAGGUUUUGUCGAUGUCGUGAUAAGCUCGCACCGCUCAGGUGAGGUGUCGGGUAAGACUGACGAGGACUGCUAUCCUAGUGUAUAUGACUUGACAGCGACAGCCUAGGGAUGCGAUGCCAGGAAAAGUGACAGCAUGCCAUUGACGGAUGAAUCGAGGACUCCCGGAACUGACAGGCUUCUGCGUUGCUUUUGGGCAAGCAAUACCACAAAAUUGUCAUGAAUACCAUCUACUGGUUGUCUCCGAUCCCAGUCGUUCUUUCUUGUGUUUGUAACGUUGGAAACCACUUGCUUCAGAUCAACAUCAACGCCAGAUUGAAACCGGUGCAAUCAGUUCUGUAGAUCUGAAGCUUGGAAAGGUUUCCCUUUACUCUCUAUGGCCUCAUCGGCUUCAUUCCCGCAUUAUUAGUUACCCCCACCGCUUCCGGUGACUUCCUGCAAGAGUUGAACCUUUCUUUCACGGAUGCCUGAACCCAGCUGAACCGUCAUUGCACUCUUGUCCUGAUUUUCUCAAGAUGACAGUGGGCGCCAUCUCUUGAGCCUAGGAAAUGAACGGACUUUGAGCGCGACAGCAUCAGCGGUCGACCACUAGUACUGCACCUACCCGUCCACGGCAACUCAACGUCAACGAUCAGGGCAUCGCGUUCUCGCCGUUUUCGGCUUCAAAUCUUUCAAUACUAUUUAUGAAGACCUCUCGAAGGUCGUGAACUAUUUUCUCCCCCAUUCCGCAGUCAUGAAGUCGAUAAACGCCCUCACUUUCUGCGCAUUUUUUACGCCUUCUUUUAGUUUCGCGUCAACAAUACUUAACAGACGUGAAUGGCAGAUGCACCCGUGUCCUGGUUGCGAACUUUCACCGUCUUUCAAUUGGAUUCCCUACAUGCUCGUUGUCGUUUUCAUGAUCUUAUUUGCACUCCUAUUCUUACUCUUACUGCUCUCGGCUGGGGGAGCAAGGGAACACGAAAUGGAAGCAAACAGGGAGGAGGAGGAUGGAUCAGCAUUUACUUUUCAAUCAUACGAAGAUGAUCCCCUUUCAGAAGAGGGCAUGAAUGUCUUGGAUGCGUUCAAUCCACCACCACCAUACUCGGAUUCUCCACAACCUAGACAUGAAUACCAAAACCAUCACCACCAGCACGACCAUUAUCAUCACCACCAACCAAACAAUCACGAUCAUCACCACCAUCAAUACAACCAUUUCACCGAUUCCCAACUAGACCAACUAGACCACGUCCAACCCCACUCUUCUCACCAGCACCACGAACAUCAUGCUAGUGUGGAAUGA